UGUGAGUGAAAGUGGACCCGCACGCAGCUCCGAGUCGGCGGUUCGGUGUGAGCCGGGUUCCCGUUAGUCCGCCCGCAGCCCCGAGAACGCCGUUCGAGCUCCAAACUUUCCGUUUUAGGGGCACGAGUGGGUUCCUCUGUGAUGACAGCCCUCUCAGUCGUUGUGUGAUUGCCACGUAACACACGUCUACGCACAAAAACCAACCCAGCGGAGAGCGUUGCACGAUUAGUGUAGCGCACCGAUACAAAUGUUGCAAGUCUGCAACAAGCCGAGACAUUUCCAUAAACAAGCUGGAAGACGCAUCCAUAAAUUACACGUGAACAACUUUGGUGUGUUGUGUUUUUUGUUAAUGAUCGGGCCUGCAAGACGAGCGAUUUGAAAAUAUCGAUCUCAACAUGGGAAGCAGCCAGAUGGACAGUGGAUUCUAAUGCACACGUCGCUUUAAUGAAGACAAAAACGCAUUAUAUCUUUAUGAAAACAUACCCCCGAAUAAAUCAAUACAUCUCGCGGAUUAAAAGGCAAAAAGCGAGGCCACCGUGCAGAGGGAAAACUUUCGAUCACGGGAGGAAGUAGUUUAGAAGAAUACGAUCAGACAGCCAUGUCACUUUGCAGGAGAGCGGAUCAUUCGGCACCCCGUCUAGCAGCAGUCCGGGUCCACUCUCCCAUUCAACAUGUGGGUCGGGACUUACCUCGAACAUCAGCCCGAGGAGGAACACCAUAGCAACACAGGAAACAAUGUCUGCAUGGUUCUGGAUGACAAACUCAUGGCUCAGCACUGGCGGAUUCUUGUUGGUCUUUUUUCGGAUCCCCAUGUCGGCACAACUUUUGCUUUACGCGGCGCAGAUGUGGUCGAUUUCUGUCGCGAUAUUAUUAUUAUUAUUAUUAUUAUUAUUAUUAUCCGUCUGGUACGAGGACGCUCAAAGCUUCAUACGAGCGAAGGGCCAGGCAGCAAUUGAAUGGCGUGUCACUCUGCUGCUAGUGGGAGGGUCGAGCCGCGGAGGAUGAUCAACGACACUCUUUUACGCACGGGAGAGAAACAGCUGGGGCUCUCUAUCGCUCCCUAGAGGUUUGGAGUAUAAGAGAGAGUAUUGCUAACCCAUUGCCUGUAAAUGCAUUUCCUUAUUUGAGGAAGACACUUGUUUGCUUUCUUGUGGAGAGUUAGAGGAGUAAAUUGAUACCACUGUCAUAUGUGAAGCGGUAUCAAUUUCCUCAUCUGGCAUCGGCAAGAAAGCAAAUAAGCCUAUUUCCCCCCAAAAUGUAUUCCUUUAAUCAAAAUACUACACACUAAUUAUAGAUACUUCACGCCAGGGGCUUUGCUGAUGGGUACUGUAGUACUUCAGGACACACACAUCAUACACAUAGUGGGUAAGUGGGAGGGUUCAGUAUGGAUCCACAGCCACAAUUCUUUGCCCGCAGUUAAUGUAAGUGCUUGGAUUACAGGAAAACCACUGUGCAAGGUGUGCACAGCAAUCAAAAGAUACACCUGUCGUUGAAAAUGAAGCAAUACGUCUGGGGUUGUCUCGGGAUUUCACCACUGACUGGCUGCAAUUCAAGCCACCCAAAAAAUCUCUGUAGGACAAAGGAUUGUGACAGGGAAGUUAAAGCAGGAACUAUUACCCAGUCAUACACACACACACCCUUACAUGCACACAGGCACAAGAUCUGUUAUGUAAUUACACAUUUCUGGUUUGACUGUUAGUUCAGAAGGUUGUCACGAGGGUGGGGCUUCACUCGGCUCACAAGUUUCAAGGAAAGAGAUAGAGGACGGCUGCAUGCAGACGUUUGUGCCUCUGUGUCUGUACACAGCUGUCUGCCAUGGGAACAAUAUACUGGUAAGUUGAAUUGAUGGUGAUAUGCAGUAAUAAUUGUGUGUACAUUAAGGCAGAAUGUGAUCAAUUUGGGAUUUGUAUAUGAGCUCAGAAUCAUUUGUAAAGAAUCUUUAUGAAAAUACGAUAAAUUAACUUUGGCUGUAUUUUUAUCGAGGUGAAGAUAAUAUGAAUGAUAUUUUGAUAUUGUGCUGUCUUAAAUUAGUUCAUUUUUAUUGCUUUACUUUACAAUGGCCUCUCAUUAAACAGUUUAAUAUUAUAUUGAGUCUCGAGGAUUUAAAGACUUUAUGGAAACCUCUAAUGAAGUUAUUUUUUUAUUGAGAAAAUAGGUUUUAAAAUGCCAUUCAGAUGUACAAUAAAAAAUACAGUAAAUCUUAUAAAAGACUUGAAUGCACAUCACAAAUCAUUUUAUCAUUCCUGCCGAUAACAUCAUUUUCCUAUCGUGUUUGUAAGUAUGCCAUUUAGCAGGACCCAGUGUUUAUGAUAGAGUUCAAAGGGCAGCAGACUGCAGUCAUGUUGCAUUUCACCACCGUCAUGAGAUUUGUGGUAAACCUGCACAAGAUUUCAACGAAAUAUUUGCGCGUGAUAAGCACUCUGUCUUUCCCAUGAUACUCAUUGUUGUUUUUUUAAACAUCAUGUCGUAAUGCUCCUACAGAUUGACCAAAAUGGCACCUGAUCUGCUGGGGUCCAACACCAAACUGUCCACAGCAGCUUUUCCUCAGAACCUUCAGAGCGAAACUGAGCAAACCACAUGUCUACCUUCAUCGCAGAGCGACGCGUUUGGUUGAAUGACGACACAAAUGCCUCCAUCGGACAAUCAAUACACUAAACUGCGAUGGUUACUGACCAUCGCUGGACUGUUCUUGUAUGUUGGGGACAUUUGGACAGACAUCGGACUGGCCGUGAAAUAUUUUCGAGAGGGUCGUUUUGUGUGGACCGGACUGACUCUGGUGUUUGUGCUGGGUGGGCUGCUGGUGACGCAGAUCUUCAGCUACGCCUGGUACAGGGACGACAUGAAGGACGUUAUGAUGAACCCUGAGGGGAAACCAACCGUAUCAGGCUUGUCCAGAGGUACCCUGGUUGUCCUGCACCUAUUUGGCAUGGGCAUCUUCCGCAGGUAUUAUCACCUGCUGAAAAAGGGCUUCACAGUGGUUUGGAUCGCUAGACAUUCCUACACAGUGGACGAGAGGAGCGACGUGCACAAGAAUUUGUUUUGCAUGGCGACAGAUCUGAGCAUGCUCAAGCUGUUUGAGACUUUCCUGGAGAGUGUCCCCCAACUCCUUCUGCAGCUUUACAUAGUGCUGGUCCAAGGGGGUUGCUCAGUCUUGCAAUUUUUCUCCAUGGCGUUCUCCUUCUUCAACAUCGCCUGGUCCCUGGUUGACUAUCGCCGCUGCCUGCGUAGAUCCCUCCCCCACAUCGGGGAGAUGCCCUCCGGCCUCCCCACAGCCAUCUACCUCCUCUACAAACUCUGCACCAUCACCAGCCACAUCCUCAGCUACACCCUCCUCCUCAUACUGAGCCCCUACACCGCAAUAGGCCUCACCGUCCUCUGGCUUGUGGGGACCACCUGGACACACGUGCUUCAGACCAACUUCUGCUCAUCUGGAAGGCUCGAGCAACUGUUCCGAGCGGUCAUCGGAGUCAUCCUCACGUUCACCUUUUUCAACGUCAAAGGAGAGGGCACCAAGGUGGCCGUGAUCGUCUACUACACGUUCUAUACUUUUGUAAACAUUGCGGCUCCUUUGCUGCUGGCUCUGUUGAAGCCAGAGUUGCAGGGCUCCACGUUUUUGCUGACAGUCAGCUUUUUAAUCUUUGGAGGAUCAGUGCUGGGCCUGGUGUGCCUGGUGCUGUACUACCUCCUCCUGCAUCCCAGAGAGAAGUGGCGAGAGGCGGACGAGGUGGACAGCCUGGGGAAGGAAACACAUGCCGCAAAGAGAGUACAAAACUUUUUACAGCCUGGAUAAUCUAUUUCUGGUUACGGGAGUGCGGAGAAAAAGAUGGCUGGGAAUCUGAGACUACUGUUAACUACUACUAACAAUUUAAUGAUGAAAAUAAGAGCCUUUACUUACAGAGAGGUGUCAUCUUGAUAUUGUGCCUUAAUAAUGCUAACAGUUAUCUUCUGAGGAAAGUUAGCUUUUUUCAUUACUAAUACAAAUAGCAAAGCAAUUAGGUGCAAUAAAGUUGACUAUAUAAAUUAUAUUUUAUUUAUUAUUGUUUACUAAACUUGUCAAAACUACAUAUUUGUCAAACUACAUAUUUAUUCUUAGCAAAAAUACUGUAUUUGUAAUAACCCUUAUGGAAUGCAUUGUCUCCGACCAAGACUGUCCCAUUAAUAAUGCAUUGUAUUAAAAUCUAGAAAUUAUAU
Messenger RNA from Anarrhichthys ocellatus (wolf-eel), 4191 nucleotides. RefSeq names its product XK, Kell blood group complex subunit-related family, member 9 (gene xkr9). NCBI's taxonomy places the organism in Eukaryota, Metazoa, Chordata, Actinopteri, Perciformes, Anarhichadidae. The coding region runs from base 2615 to 3790 and encodes 391 amino acids. The record is from RefSeq and is a predicted model, not a curated record. Gene Ontology annotation, cellular component: membrane. The transcript is spliced from 3 exons.